AUGCCGUUUAAAUCGUUUACGGAAGAAUCCCCUCCCUUGGUGCUUAGAGCUGCAGCCGUCACUCUGCUAGGGUUCAGCCUUGAAGCUCCGUCACGUUUGUUUGAGCCAGUUCGUUCCAUCCGCCGCCGCCAUCUCCGUCAGCCACCAUGGAAGCUUGUUUUCCGAGCACCAUCGCAGCUCCGCGCUCCACCACCACGAACCUGCAUCUGUGCGAACCUUCUCCGCACUAUCAGAUCCACCAUUUCUUCAACGCACCAGCAGCGAGACCAGCGCAUUCCUCUCUUUCCCGCCGGCCACCAUUCACGUUCUCUGCACCUCGCGCACUCUAUGGCAGCGCCACCAUCGUUUUCCAUCUUCACAGCAACGAGGAACAGAUCGGAACCGCGAACUCUUCACCGGAAUCUGCACCACGCCACAACACCUCCACGAACACCAUCUUCUUCGUCAUUCACUCGCGCCACCACAGAUCGCGCAAGCUCCGCACACCACUGCACCAGCCACCGUCCAUCUUCUCGCCUCCGCACCUGCAACUUCGAACCAUCCAGCGGCGCCACUCGCGAUCACCGUUCGCGCACCUGCAACCAUCGCAAACACAGCCGCCGCCGCACCACGCAUCACCAUCUACGCGAACCAGCGCCGUCACGCACUCCACCCGCGUUCCGCGCAGCAGCAGCAGCUACCAACACCAUGCUUGACGAGCCACCACCUGCAUCCUUGCGAGAAUCCAGAAGCAACACCACCACACCGGAAAUCUGA
Molecule: messenger RNA, 756 nt
Organism: Vigna unguiculata (cowpea)
Lineage: Eukaryota; Viridiplantae; Streptophyta; Magnoliopsida; Fabales; Fabaceae
Source: RefSeq, a predicted model, not a curated record